This is a messenger RNA of Aspergillus glaucus CBS 516.65, 1812 nucleotides long. Its product is annotated as WD40 repeat domain-containing protein. The record is from RefSeq and is a predicted model, not a curated record. Bases 286 to 1650 code for a protein of 454 amino acids. Gene Ontology annotation, biological process: mRNA splicing, via spliceosome. Gene Ontology annotation, molecular function: protein binding. Lineage: Eukaryota; Fungi; Ascomycota; Eurotiomycetes; Eurotiales; Aspergillaceae. Gene Ontology annotation, cellular component: Prp19 complex; precatalytic spliceosome; catalytic step 2 spliceosome. The transcript is spliced from 2 exons.
CCUGAUGUAGCGGCCUUGUUUCCUUAGCAUCAACGCGCCGACUCGACACAAUUGUUACCACCACGUUCCUAUUGCUUUAUUUCGCUGGGCUUAUCUCUUCAUCAAUCCGAAUGCGGGGAAGUGGUCUUUGAGACCUUUGUCUGUUAUUAUCAACCCUUCGCGCAGGGUUUGAGUGGCGCGACACGCCUACCUGUCUAGCUGCGUCCGGUCGAUCGAAUAACGGCGAUUGAUUCUAUUCCGAACCUCGACGUCUUAACUCGAUACCUCGAUUCUCAUAUCCACAAAAUGGAUAUCGUACCCCCGAACAUGACGGCCGACGAAGCUGUUCGCACCUCCGCAAAGAGAACCGCCGAACUUUUCGGCUCCGACUACCUCAUGGUCACACCCUCCGUCGCAGGCGGCUCGAUCGGUACUUCAUAUCGCAGAAAAGCAGAAUACAACGAUAUAAAGGAGCUACCGCCGGCUCUCGCCGAGAAGCAAGCCAAGGCCGCCGCCGCCGGGCGAGCUAAGCGUCCCAAGACGACAGCACAAGCACAAGCACCCGUGGACGGAAGCGGCGCGUCGAUGUCUCUUGUGAAGAAGGCCCCCGGUCCGACUGCUGGUGGCGUUGGUGGUGAGGAUAUGCCGAAGAGUUUGAUUCAGAGGCCGUCGGCGACGAAACAGCAGAAGCCGGAUUGGCACGCGCCGUGGAAGUUGAUGCGUGUGAUAUCGGGACAUCUGGGAUGGGUGCGGAGUUUGGCGGUGGAACCGAAUAAUGAGUGGUUUGCUAGUGGUGCUGGUGAUCGGACGAUUAAGAUUUGGAAUCUUGCGACGGGGCAGCUGCGGUUGACGCUUACGGGGCAUAUCUCGACGGUUAGAGGGUUGGCUGUGUCGCCUCGACACCCGUAUCUGUUCUCAUGUGGCGAGGAUAAGAUGGUUAAGUGCUGGGAUUUGGAAACGAACAAGGUUAUCCGACACUACCACGGUCAUCUCAGUGGUGUAUACACGCUCGCUUUGCAUCCCCGUCUCGACCUCCUGGUCACCGGUGGCCGGGACGGUGUCGCCAGAGUCUGGGACAUGCGUACACGAAGCAACGUCCACGUCCUCACAGGCCACAAGGGUACCGUCGCGGACAUCAAAUGUCAAGAAGCCGACCCACAAAUCAUCUCCGGCUCCCUCGACUCAACCGUCCGACUCUGGGACCUCGCCGCCGGCAAAUCAAUGGGCGUCCUAACCCACCACAAAAAGGGCGUCCGCGGCCUCACCACCCACCCAACGGAAUUCACCUUCGCCAGUGCCAGCACAGGCAGCAUCAAGCAAUGGAAAUGCCCAGAAGCGGCCUUCAUGCAGAACUUUGAGGGCCAAAACGCCGUCAUCAACUCCCUCGCCGUAAACGAGGACAACGUGCUCUUCUCCGGCGGCGACAACGGCUCCAUGUCCUUCUGGGACUGGAAGACGGGCCACCGGUUCCAGUCCAUUGAUACCAUGGCGCAGCCUGGUUCGUUGGACGCGGAGUCUGGAAUUAUGGCAUCGACUUUUGAUAAGACGGGGCUGCGGUUGAUUACUGGUGAGGCGGAUAAGACUAUUAAGGUGUGGAAGCAGGAUGAGGAGGCGACGCCGGAGACGCAUCCUGUUACUUGGGCUCCUACGCUGGGCAGACAGAGGUAUUAGUCUGUCGUUUAUACCCUUGAGUCGUGGUUGGUUUGGUAGAAUAAGAGGUUUAUUUACGCACUACAUGGAGUUAGCGUUUCUGUAUUUUGUUAACAAUGGUAUUGGGUUGUCGGGUUCGAAAAUAAAUCUAAUAUACUCAUCAUCUGUGUCUAUCUUGCAAUA